Drosophila innubila is the source of this 1733-nucleotide messenger RNA. Its product is annotated as prolyl 4-hydroxylase subunit alpha-2-like. The transcript is spliced from 8 exons. Gene Ontology annotation, molecular function: procollagen-proline 4-dioxygenase activity; protein binding; iron ion binding. The record is from RefSeq and is a predicted model, not a curated record. Gene Ontology annotation, cellular component: endoplasmic reticulum. Bases 52 to 1614 code for a protein of 520 amino acids. Gene Ontology annotation, biological process: peptidyl-proline hydroxylation to 4-hydroxy-L-proline. Lineage: Eukaryota; Metazoa; Arthropoda; Insecta; Diptera; Drosophilidae.
AGUUAACAGUUGGCCAAGGCACGUAGCCACAACACGAUCAUCAGCACCGCAAUGCAUUUAGCGGAAUUGAAGCUCCAACUUGUUGCAAUAGCUUUGCUCUUCUGCUUGGUCAAUGGCCAGGAUGAUGGAGAGAAGAGUCACUCGACUUCUGUGGCCGGAAUGGUCGAUCUCUUGAAGCUGGAAACCCUGCUCGUCGAGAAUCUCAGCAACUAUGCCGAUGAGCUGGAAAAGAAGCUGCAAACAGUGCGCAGUUUUGUGCAUGACAUGCGCAAUGAAAAUAACAAGGCCAAGAGCCAGACUGAGCAUUAUUUGGCCAAUCCAUUGAACGCCUUUUCUCUGAUUCGUCGCAUGCAUGAGGAUUGGACACAUUGGCAGCAUUACAUGGAGCAGCCGGUGGGUGUAACUCAAGUGGAAUAUUUAAAGGCGAAUAGGGAGCUUCUGCCCUCCAGCACAGAUCUCGAGGAGGCAGCUGAUUCCAUUCACCGCAUUGUGGGAACCUACGACAUACAGGUGUCCAACAUGGUCAAGGGGCUGCUCAAUGGAAAGCAAUACAAUGUCAGCAUGAGUGCCUUGGACAGCUAUGCCAUGGGCAAGUAUCACUAUGAUCAGCAGAAUUUUGGUUAUGCCAGUCAGUGGAUCUUCCAGGCCAUUGAUUGGCUAACAGCUGUCCAUCAUAAGUUGCCAUUACCCCUAGAUCUAGAUAGGUCUGAAGUGCUGCUUCUUUAUGCCGAAUCUCUCAUCCAAAUGAAUCGUUAUGGCGAUGCUCUCAAGGUAAUCAAUUCUGCAAUAACAUACAGAACUGAUAAGGUGAAAUUGUUGCUACGUAAGUCGGAAGUGGAGACCUUGAUAAGAAUGGAGCCUAAGGUUCUACCCAAGCCGUUCGUGAAGCAGCAAGUGGGACCCUAUGAAAUAGGCUGCCGUGGCCAGUUUCCCAUUAAAUCUCAACUCCACUGUCUUUACAACAGCACGAACUCUCCAUUCCUGCGACUGGCACCUCUAAAAAUGGAGCUGGUGGGACUGGAUCCCUAUAUGGUGAUCUAUCAUGAUGUCAUCUCACCCAGCGAGAUCCUCGAGCUUCAGAGCCUGGCUGGACCGACUCUGAAACGUGCCACAGUCUAUCAACAUGCCACAGGCCGCAAUAGUGUGGUCAAAACCCGCACCUCAAAGGUGACCUGGUUGCCAGACAUCUCAAGUCCGUUAACAGUCCGUCUCAAUAAAAGGAUAUCAGAUAUGACGGGCUUUGAUCUCAACGGCUCUGAGAUGUUACAGAUGAUGAACUACGGACUUGGUGGACACUAUGACAAGCACUAUGAUUUCUUCAAUUCCUCCACAGCCACAGAAUUAACUAAACUUAACGGCGAUCGCAUUGCAACCGUUCUCUUUUACCUAUCGGACGUGGAACAAGGGGGCGCUACGGUAUUCCCCAACAUUGAGAGGGCGGUAUUUCCUAAAAAGGGUGCUGCCAUUAUCUGGUACAAUUUGAAGCACGAUGGUGAGGGUGACACUCGAACUUUGCACGCUGCCUGUCCCGUUAUUGUGGGCUCCAAAUGGGUCUGCAAUAAAUGGAUACGUGAGCGUGAACAGCUUUUCAGAAGACCGUGUCUUAAGAUAUGACCACUCUCAGAAAUGAUUCUCGAAACACGUUAUGUAAAUAGAUAUUAUACUCAAAGAGAAUUUACAGUACUUAAUAGAUUUUAAAUAAAGAAUACAAUAUAUUUCACAGAGAAUACUAA